UGCACCUGUGCUUGGCUGUCAGACAGCCCAAAGACUCAGCAGAGGAACAACACCCCCGUGACAAAGGUUCACCGCGACACCAGACAAGGGACACUGAAUGUCAAGGCAGAGGAGGAAUGGAAGAAAGCUAUGAGACAUUUGAGGAGGAGUUAUGGCCACCGAGGGCAGACGCUCCUCCACAGAGACCUGUUCGACAGAUCCGCAGAGCAAGUGGAGAGAUGUACACUGCAAGGAAAAUCAGAGAGGAAGUGCCUCCUGUUCCUCUGCAACCAAUAUCAGAACCUAAGACCCUAACAAGAGAACCCAGCUUCACCAAACCUACAACCUUGCACAAAACCUUGUCCAUCCAGAACCUGACUCAGGUAGAGACCCCUUGGGAGAACGUCACUCUCAACCGCUGUCUUUUUGUUGCCAUCGCCAUUCUGGUGCUCACCUCAGGCUUUCAGAGACUCCAUGAGACUUUACGCAGCCAAGGAGCAAUGGAAGAAGAGGAGGAAGCUGGACUAACAAUGAGACGAUCAAGAAUGUUACGUCACAGAGGGCAUCUGCCCGAGCCGGAGACGUCUCUGUGGGAAGUCAUGUUUUGGUGGCUGCCAGACCUCGACGAUGAAGACGAAGAGGAAGAGGAUGACGACGAAGAGAUCAAAGGCAGAAAAUCAAAGAGGGACGUAACAACACGACCAUCGAGAGGUCUCAGGAACAGGCCGCUGCCAGAGAAAAAACUCUUAAAGCAAAGAGACGGGAAAUUAAGAGACAGAAGAGCCAGGAAGGCCAGAGCCAACAAAAUCAAAGGCAAGAGAGGACGAGCGAAGAAAGAGGACCCUGAAGGGGCAGCGAACGAAGAGGAUGAAAGAGACGAGGAGACAGAGCCAAAGAAGAAUAAGUUAGAUGAGAAAUAAAAUAAAAAGCAGAGGGGAUUUUUAGCCUGCUUUCAAAGCACAUCAAAUAGUCUCAAAUGUAUGUUUAUUCAAGUAGCAGAAGAUGAUCAAUGUAAAGUUUUACAGCCCAAUGUAGCUUCCUUGGAAAGGUGUUAAGCCUUGGAAGCAUGUUAAGGCAAAAAUUAAAUCUCUUACUUGCCUUUUUGUUUGAGGAGACAUGUAAUAAAUCCUGCUUGGGCCAUCACAGUUAAAAAUACACUGAAAGUUGCUUAACUGA
Fundulus heteroclitus (mummichog) is the source of this 1155-nucleotide messenger RNA. RefSeq lists its product as uncharacterized. The transcript is spliced from 7 exons. The coding region runs from base 117 to 899 and encodes 260 amino acids. The record is from RefSeq and is a predicted model, not a curated record. Lineage: Eukaryota; Metazoa; Chordata; Actinopteri; Cyprinodontiformes; Fundulidae.